Messenger RNA from Lactuca sativa (garden lettuce), 666 nucleotides. RefSeq lists its product as uncharacterized. NCBI's taxonomy places the organism in Eukaryota, Viridiplantae, Streptophyta, Magnoliopsida, Asterales, Asteraceae. The record is from RefSeq and is a predicted model, not a curated record.
UCCCCCAACACCCAUUUGCUUGAAGUCCACUUUCACCAUGAAAAACCUCAUCAUUCCUUUCCUCUUCAUCUUCUUCCUGUUCACUAUCACUAUUGCAACCCGCCUCGACCCACAGUCCGACAAGCACAACUCCAACAACAAGAAAGGUGGUCGGGAUGACAGUAGCGGCGGGUUCUUCGGACCCGGUACAGGACCCGGAUUCAACAUACCUGGAAUGGGAAACAACUGGCCCGGAAAUGGUGUGGGUGGCGGGUACGGUUCGGGUUAUGGAGGUCCGAAAGGUGGUCACUCUAAAAGUGGGGUAGUUAGUCCCACUGUGGUGUGUAAAGACAAGGGACCGUGUUACAAGAAGAAGCUGACAUGUCCGGCGAAAUGCUUCACUGCCUACAGCCGAUCCGGUAAGGGGUACGGCGGAGGUGGCGGUGGAGGUGGGUGCACCAUGGACUGCAAGAAGUGUGUGGCUUACUGUUAAGAUAUACACAUAUUAUACGUUAUGUCGUUGUCAGCUACAACACCGUGGUAGCGGCGGCGGGUGGUUGAGAUAUAGCCAGUGGCCGGUAAACUGCUUCUCUAGUAGUAUGUAACUCCCGUUUUGCCUUUUCACCGGAAGUUUGUAAUAUUUAUGUUUUAUUGUUAUUACUUAUAUAUUAUCCAUGUUAUAUUUUA